UCUGCUUCCCAGAUCACCAGCGUGGAAGUUGAAACGAGUGAAGGUCAUUUGAAAGUCCAUAAAAUGAAGAAGAAGGUAUUGAGGAAGCAGGUCAGAGCUCAGCAUACAUUGAUGAGACAUGAGGGCAUUGAGUGCAUCUCCCAUGCCACACAGUGUCUGGUUAUUGCCAAUGCUGGUCUGGGCAAUGGGAUGAGUAGACACCAACUGCUCAGGAUUGUAGAAGAAUAUGGAUUGGUGGAAACACUCUUAAUGCCACCGAAUAAACCGUAUUCAUUUGUGAAAUAUGGGACAACAGAAGAAGCCAAGAAAGCCUUUGAUGCCCUUAAUGGAAAACAAGUAACACUGGAAGACUUUGGCCAAAACAUUGUUCUAUAUAUUAAUUUUGUGGAAAAAGUCUUCUGGCAGAAUGCUGUUCCUGCAAGCUUGCCUCCAGGCCUAAUGAUCAUUGAAAAGAUUGUUUCUCCAGAGGAAGAAAGGAGGAUGUUGGAAAGUAUUGACUGGAUAGAAGAUGAAGGUACUCAGAAUGCCCAGAAGACUUUAAAGCAUAGAAGAGUAAAACAUUACGGGUAUGAGUUUUGCUAUGAUAACAACAAUGUUGAUAAAGACAAACCUUUACCUGGAGGUCUUCCUGAAAUUUGUGACCUGUUCUUGGAGAAGUGCUUGAAGCAGGGAUAUAUCAAACAUAAACCUGAUCAGCUGACUGUAAAUCAGUAUGAACCUGGACAAGGAAUUCCUCCUCAUAUUGAUACACAUUCUGCUUUUGAGGAUGAAAUAAUCUCUCUCAGUUUAGGAGCUGAGAUUGUGAUGGAUUUCAAACACCCUGAUGGCCGUAUGGUGUCAAUUAUGCUGCCCCGGUGCAGUUUAUUGGUGAUGGCUGGAGAAUCCAGAUACCUGUGGACACAUGGGAUUACACCCCGAAAAUAUGAUGUUGUUCAAGCAUCUGAGCUUGGGCAAAACGUUGGAACAAUGACUGUUGAUGUUGGAGAUUUAACACUAAAUCGAAGGGAAACGAGGACUUCAUUUACAUUCAGGAAAGUGAGGAGAAGCCCUUGCAAUUGCAUUUACCCAUCUGUCUGCAACAGCCAGAAAGGACAGCAAAGACAAGUACAACCUGCAUUUCCCCACAGUGAGGUGGAAGCCUCAAAGCUGGAGCAAGAAUAUGUACACAAGGUGUACGAAGAGAUUGCCACACACUUCAGCAGCACCAGGCAUAGCCCAUGGCCCCGAAUUGGAGAGUUUCUCAGGUCUCUACCAGAAGGGUCAAUAGUGGCUGAUGUUGGUUGUGGUAAUGGGAAAUAUCUAGGUAUCAACAAGGACUUGUACCUG
Messenger RNA from Antrostomus carolinensis (chuck-will's-widow), 1326 nucleotides. RefSeq names its product alkB homolog 8, tRNA methyltransferase (gene ALKBH8). The transcript has 9 exons. The annotation marks the transcript as partial. Gene Ontology annotation, biological process: demethylation. NCBI's taxonomy places the organism in Eukaryota, Metazoa, Chordata, Aves, Caprimulgiformes, Caprimulgidae. Gene Ontology annotation, molecular function: oxidoreductase activity; RNA binding; demethylase activity. The record is from RefSeq and is a predicted model, not a curated record.